GGUUGCGGAGCUGAAGGGGAGUUAGAGCGCAGCCCGAGAGUCAGCAGAGCACGGGGAGCGAGAGCAGCGGCGUUAGCAGGAGCGGAGCGCGCAGACACACACGGGGAUGAGCAUGUUGGUGUUGAUCAAUAAGCUGCUGGACUGGUUCAAGUCUCUGUUCUGGAAGGAGGAGAUGGAGCUGACGCUGGUUGGCCUGCAGUACUCGGGCAAGACGACGUUUGUCAACGUGAUAGCGUCUGGCCAGUUCACUGAAGAUAUGAUUCCGACAGUGGGUUUCAACAUGAGGAAGUUGACUAAGGGAAAUGUCACCAUAAAGAUUUGGGACAUUGGUGGUCAGCCAAGAUUCCGAAGUAUGUGGGAACGUUACUGCCGUGGAGUCAAUGCUAUUGUCUACAUGGUGGAUGCUGCAGACUUUGAAAAGAUUGAAGCUUCAAAGAAUGAACUCCACAACUUAUUAGAUAAGCCACAAUUGCAAGGAAUUCCUGUAUUAGUCUUGGGCAACAAGAGAGACCUUUCCAAUGCUUUGGAUGAGAAACAGCUGAUUGAGAAAAUGAACCUAUCUGCCAUCCAGGAUCGAGAAAUCUGUUGUUACUCAGUGUCCUGCAAAGAGAAGGAUAACAUAGACAUUACACUACAGUGGCUUAUUCAGCACUCCAAGUCGAGGCGUUGCUGAGAAUGGUCUUGCUUAGCAGAAGAUUAUAAACAGCUUGUCCAUCCUACAUACCUUGGAAGAAAGUUUGGAAGAGCAAAACCUAACUCAGCUGGGACUGAGUCUUUCAACACCCCUCUCCCCCACCCCCAGUUCCUGUUAUUAUGGACCUCAAAGAUUUCUCCUUUUGGUUUCCUCUGACUUCAGGCCAUUUUCUACAUUUAAAAGGAAAAUUGAUUUGUGCCGUUCAACAGUAAUGCAGAGUAAUCACAAACCACCUAUGUAAGCCCCAGACAUGUGGCUUCAUUAUUUGAAUUAUGUCUCUGUUUUAAAAAAAAUGCAAAUUGCCUAUACCCUAUUUAACAGGGUGCUUAUUCUGGGUGUGUAUUUUUCAUUUUGCAUGUGAUGUUUUCAUACAAUGCAUUAUUUCUGUGAAGGAUUACUGAUCAAAACUGCUCAGCUCUAUUUAAAAUAACUUUGGAUUAUUUGAAUACCAGUGAAGAUAAUGCUGCUACUAUAGUAAGAAUAAUCAUAUUGUGAGAGUGGAUUUUGGAGCAGGCUGGUAAGUUUUUGUUGAUUGGGAGAAACAGCUUCACUUCCCCAUUUUGACAGCAAUAUGGAUUGCACUCUUAAUAUAGACACUGGAAAUAGCUCUAAAAUGCUUUUAUUCCUGUCAAGCACUGUUUGAAUAUUCAGCUCUGCAGGAUAUCCUCAGUUUUUUUUUCAUAUUUAAAUUUCUCUCAACUAUUUGCUUUUGUAAACAUGUAAAAAGAAAUCAGUUGAUAUUGAUUUGAUGGAAAUUGGAGAUUGAUUUAAAUUCAUGUAAUGAUAUACACCACUCCCAGUUCCAUCUUGUAUUCUUCAGAUGCCUUUGCGAGUGCAGCACAUGAUAGACCUACUAUUAAUGUUUUAAUAGCUACAGGACACUUCGUAACUAAAUAUAGGGUGGGUCACAUCAGUUAUAUCAGAAAAAGAACAAAUUUGAACAGUCUUCAAUCACAGUCAAUCAGCUCCAGAGUGGUGUAGUAUUUACGGAGUAGGAUUUUUUUUGAUACAUUUUGAAUGAGGAAACACUACAUUAUUUAAACAAGAUUGUUCUUCUGUAGUAAUAAAUUUCUGCCACUUUCACAUUUCUCUCCCUUUUUUUCAUUCCCUGAUAAAUUUUGAAAGUACAUUUAAUUAAUGUAACAUUGUCUAGUACAUAUGAGUUGCCUAGCACUUGAACUUGGUGCCCAUGAAGUUAAGCAUUUCCUAACAGAUGCUGAUGAUCAAAACAAGGAACACAGCAGGUUAAGAAGCAUCUUUGGAGGGAAAGGAAUUGUUGACAUUUUGGGUCAAAAUUCUGCAUCAGGACUACUACACAGGUGCUGCUCAACCCACUGAGUUCACUCAGCACCAUAAUUUUCAUCAAAGUUGCUGGUGAAUGCAGCAGGCCAAGCAGCAUCUAUAGGAAGAGGCGCAGUCGACG
Mobula hypostoma (lesser devil ray) is the source of this 2117-nucleotide messenger RNA. Its product is annotated as ADP-ribosylation factor-like protein 8B-A. The record is from RefSeq and is a predicted model, not a curated record. The coding region runs from base 107 to 673 and encodes 188 amino acids. Gene Ontology annotation, molecular function: GTPase activity; GTP binding. The transcript has 7 exons. Gene Ontology annotation, biological process: anterograde axonal transport; protein transport. Gene Ontology annotation, cellular component: lysosomal membrane. NCBI's taxonomy places the organism in Eukaryota, Metazoa, Chordata, Chondrichthyes, Myliobatiformes, Myliobatidae.